UAUAUAUAUUGGGUUUGAUUUGGUCAACAGUCCCGGGGGUAAAACACAAACACUCUCCUCCAGUCUCCACCGGAUUUCCCGGAUAAUAAUCCCAUUGACAAACAACCAAAUCAUAACAUUUAACAAACUUUGUUUCAACCCCAACCCCAUAUCAUUUUCCACACCUUCAAAGAUAUUUCUAUCAAAAUUCCAUCAAUCAUUCAUCCCUUUUUCCCAAACCCUAAUUCCCCACUUGAAUUCCACCAAAUCAUGUUCCAAAUUCACAUAAUUUAAUCAACCCACAGCACCAAAACCCAUCAUGGACAGAGCAACACAACUAAAACGAGGGAUUUCCCGCCAAUUAUCAACAAAUUCAGUGAAGCAACUAACUUCAAAGUUAAGUUUCAGGCGACAGAACUCGUUAGAUCCACGAUCCAACAACAACAACAACGGGCGGUUCGGGUUCGGGCGGCAGUCAUCUUUGGACCCGAUUCAACGGGCACCUGUUAAUAAAGAUGAUGAUGAACUUGCUGCGGUUCCUGGGAAUUUAGAUUCGACUAUGCAGUUGCUGUUUGUGGCGUGUAAAGGUGAUGUUCAAGGGGUUAAAGAGUUGUUGGAUGAUGGGGUAGAUGUGAAUAGUAUUGAUCUUGAUGGGAGGACUGCUUUGCAUGUGGCUGCUUGUGAAGGGCAUGUGGAUGUUGUCUUGCUUUUGUUGAGGUGUAAGGCGAAUAUCGAUGCCCGUGAUCGAUGGGGGAGUACGGCAGCUGCUGAUGCCAAAUACUAUGGACACAUAGAAACAUACGAUAUACUGAAGGCUCGUGGCGCCAAAGUUCCGAAAACGAGAAAGACACCUAUGUCUGUUGCUCAUCCUCGAGAAGUUCCUGAGUAUGAGCUCAAUCCUCAUGACCUUCAGAUUCGAAAAGGCGAUGGCAUCUCAAAGGGAGCGUAUCAAGUCGGUAAAUGGAAUGGCACAAAGGUUUCAGUGAAGAUACUAGACAAAGACUGCUCUUCCGACCCUGAAAGCGUAAAUGCUUUCAAACACGAGUUGACCUUGUUGGAGAAGGUUCGGCAUCCUAACGUGGUUCAGUUUGUUGGAGCCGUCACCCAAAGAGUACCCAUGAUGAUUGUUUCCGAGCAUCACCCCGGAGGUGACCUUAGAACCUAUCUUCAAAACAACGGACGCUUGUCGCUAUCCAAAGCUCUUAAAUUUGCGCUUGAUAUCGCCAGGGGAAUGAAUUAUCUUCAUGAAUGUAAACCGGACCCGAUUAUUCACUGUGAUUUAAAGCCAAAAAAUAUUUUUCUGGAUAUCGGUGGCCAGUUGAAGGUUGCAGGUUUCGGGUUAAUCAGAUUGUCGAAAGUUUCACCAAAUAAAGCAAGAUUAGCGCGGCCCGAUACCAUCGAUCCAACAAAUCUAUAUGUUGCACCAGAGAUUUAUAAUGAUGAACUAUUCGAUAGACGUGUGGAUGCGUACUCAUUUGGCCUUAUUCUUUAUGAGAUGAUAGAGGGUGUCCAACCAUUUCAUCCAAAGGUUCCGGAAGAGGCUAUUAAGCUUCUGUGUGUAGCUAACAAGAGACCGCCAUUCAAGAUAAAAUGUAAAUAUUAUCCUCCAGACUUAAAAGAAUUACUCGAGGAGUGUUGGUAUCCAGAUUUGGCUAUAAGACCACACUUUCACGAGAUCAUCAUACGACUAGACAAAAUUGUCAAAAAUUGCUCUAAACAUGGACGGUGGAAAGACACAUUUAAGCUCCCAUGGUUGUAAUUAUGGCUAUAGAGGCUGAAUGAUGAACAUCGGCUGGUGUAAAUAAUCAGGCGUCAGGAGUUUUGUGCACAGGUAUUAACAGUCGCGUAUGGGUAUACAUUCGGCUGUGAGCAUAAUCUUCAGCGAUAAUCAAUUGGAAUAUGGUUACACCUUGUGUGAGAAUUGUUGUUUUGUGAUAUAAUACGAGUUGUUUUAUAGUUUUUCGUGAACUCAAGAACAUCAGCAAAAGUAGUUGUAAACUAAAAAGCAAUCACUGUUGAAAAUCUUUACAAAAUAUUGAUGGCAACAGAGGGAUUGGUCUUGUUUCUGCUUCUGUCUAUGAUGUCAAGUAUAAAAGUUUUGUGAGUUACAUGUGUUAA
Molecule: messenger RNA, 2097 nt
Organism: Helianthus annuus (common sunflower)
Lineage: Eukaryota; Viridiplantae; Streptophyta; Magnoliopsida; Asterales; Asteraceae
Product: integrin-linked protein kinase 1
Exons: 12
Coding region: 299-1738 (479 amino acids)
Biological process (GO): protein phosphorylation
Molecular function (GO): ATP binding; protein kinase activity; protein binding
Source: RefSeq, a predicted model, not a curated record